Messenger RNA from Peromyscus californicus insignis, 4186 nucleotides. It is a transcript of the gene Cmklr1, whose product is annotated as chemerin chemokine-like receptor 1. The coding region runs from base 888 to 2009 and encodes 373 amino acids. Lineage: Eukaryota; Metazoa; Chordata; Mammalia; Rodentia; Cricetidae. Gene Ontology annotation, biological process: positive regulation of cytosolic calcium ion concentration; inflammatory response; phospholipase C-activating G protein-coupled receptor signaling pathway. The transcript has 4 exons. The record is from RefSeq and is a predicted model, not a curated record. Gene Ontology annotation, molecular function: complement receptor activity; G protein-coupled receptor activity. Gene Ontology annotation, cellular component: plasma membrane.
GUGAGGAAUCAGCCACGAAGAAGGAGCUGGAAGUCAUCUGGACACAAGAGGGGCAGGAAUAGCAUUCAGUGAUAAGGAACAGCAGACGCGAGGGCGUGGAGUUUGAGACAGCCCCUAGAGGGGGCAGAGAUAACCAGCUGCAGGUCUUCAGGUUGGUCAGCACUUACCCCUCAGCAGCCUGGUUUCAAGGUUCCAUUUGCGGCUCCAACUGUGCUCCUGGCCAAGGGGCGGGUCAUCCCUCGUAGGCUGCUACCACCCGGGAGCGCAGCCUGGCUGGCUGGCAGGCGCAGCCUCCUCUAGCGCCCCCACUCCACACAGCUGGCGCCCCCGCCCUCCGCACGCGGUUUCCUGCUCCUCCUUCCUCUCCCAGCUCCAGCUGUUUCUCUGUCUGAGUUCUGUCCCUGUCCCACACAGAACUCUGGACAGAGUGAGGCUGUUAGGAGGUUGCUGGGGGUGCUGUGCUCUGCGGGGCUCAGAGGAAAUCUUGCAUGAAUGGAUGAAAUGCUUCCAAGCAAACAGCCCCUACCAGCACAGCUGUGUGACCCGGAGAAAGAGGCCAGGGCGCGAGCGGCCUGAAGCCACAGGACCCCGAGGGGGAGACCCGGGAGAAGGUUCUGUUUGUAUCUGUCACCUCACAUCUGUGGCAAGGCAGAUGAGAUCAGUUUCCUGGACAGCGAAGAAUUCUUCCUUCAAGAGCUGGGAGCCUGAUAAGGGACAGAAACAAGUAAAAGAACAUUCUUAGAAGUUCUACUGAGGACCGUGGCUAAGACACCCAUCUUGGAUGUUCCCAGAGGUGUUUCCAGCUGUGCGUAGUGACCAGCUGGCUGGGGCCUCACUCACACUGGAGUUCUGUUCUGCAACAGUGAACCGUGAAGGUCUCCAAAGAGAUGGAGGACUACGGCGCUUACAACGAUUCCAGCAGUUACGAUGGUGAGUACUCUGACGGCUUUGACACCAUUAUGGAUUUGGAGGAGGUGAACCCGCUGGAGGCCAAGGCGGUGGCCCGCGUCUUCCUGGUGGUGAUCUACAGCGUGGUGUGCUUCCUUGGGAUCCUAGGCAACGGCCUGGUGAUUGUCAUUGCCACGCUCAAGAUGAAGAAGACAGUGAACACCGUGUGGUUCGUCAACCUGGCAGUGGCUGACUUCCUGUUCAACAUCUUCCUGCCGAUCCACAUCACCUACACUGCCAUGGACUACCACUGGGUGUUCGGGAAGGCCAUGUGCAAGAUCAGCAGCUUUUUGCUCAGCCACAACAUGUACACUAGCGUCUUCCUGCUCACGGUCAUUAGCUUUGACCGCUGCAUCUCUGUGGCGCUUCCUGUCUGGUCCCAGAACCACCGCAGUGUCCGGCUGGCCUACAUGACCUGUGUGGCCGUCUGGGUCCUGGCUUUCUUCUUGAGUUCCCCAUCUCUUAUCUUCCGGGACACGAACCAUGUGCACGGGAAAACAACCUGCUUCAACAACUUCAGCUUGUCUGCCCCUGAGUCGUUCCCACACUCCACUCACUCCCGAAUGGAUCCUGUAGGGUUCAGUAGACACAUGGUGGUCACCAUCACCCGCUUCCUUUGUGGCUUCCUGGUCCCCGUCUGCAUCAUCACGGCUUGUUAUCUCACCAUCGUCUUCAAGCUGCAGCGCAACCGCCUCGCCAAGACCAAGAAGCCCUUCAAGAUCAUCAUCACCAUCAUCGUCACCUUCUUCCUGUGCUGGUGCCCCUACCACACCCUCUACCUGCUGGAGCUCCACCACACGGCUGUGCCGGCCUCUGUCUUCAGCCUGGGACUGCCCCUGGCCACUGCCAUCGCCAUCGCCAACAGCUGCAUGAAUCCCAUUCUCUAUGUCUUCAUGGGGCAUGACUUCAAGAAAUUCAAAGUGACUCUCUUCUCCCGCUUGGUCAAUGCCCUGAGUGAGGACACAGGACCCACCUCUUACCCUAGUCACAGGAGCUUCACCAAGAUGUCAUCACUGAAUGAGAAGCCCUCAGUGAAUGAGAAGGAGACCAGCGCACUCUGAGCCUUACUUGGGAAUGCCCCCAUGGGUGCGGCAGCCCAGGGACACCCAGGGACUUGUCUCCUGAAGUGGGAGAUGUGGUGGGAGCCUUUCUGGUAUGCUCCGAUGCCCAGUACAUUUUGUACAAGGUGACUCACGUUUUGAGUGGGAUUCCAGAGUGUGGACACUCUUCCAGCGAAGUGGAAGGCAGAUCAAUCCAAACCUCUGGAGCAGGAGGAGUAGGGGACCGGCUUUGACUGACUCAGAAGAGGGCAGGGUUCUCCAAAGCCAAGGCCUGAACUGUGAUCAACAUUUAGGCACAAGAUUUCCCUAUGUGUGCUGCGUGGUCUCUGGUGUGGGUGAGGAAGUCAGAGCAAACCCAUUGUACACCUGCUACAGCCACACGACAGUCAGUCAAGCCAGCAAGCCAACCCCCACCCCCACCCCGGCACCCUCCAAGACCUUGACUUUGGAUUUAGAUGAGCUUGGAAGACCAGGACCUGAGGGACUGCAUGGAACACUGCAAGAGCAAGGCGGGCAGGCUGUAGGGGGGGGGUGGUGGUGGUAAAGAAAUGGAGGGGAGCAGAAACCCCAAAGGAUAUGGGCGUAGAAUACCUCAGCAGCGUGCCACAGGGAGACGGUGCUCUAGGUUGUGGAUGCCUGGGGUUCAGGUGGUGGCAGCCCUUUGCUUCAGCGCUUAUACGCACCUGGCAUUGUGACCUGAGGCUGGGGUGGGGACUUCUUCACAGAAGUUGUUCAUUCCAUCCCGGGGUCUCUUCUCUCCUUCCCUAGUCCUCCCAACUCUGUCUGGAAGGUCUUAGAAUACACAUCCUGGAUGGAGGGUGGAGGGUGGAGGGAUCGUCUCCCCCAUCCAUCCCCUUUAAGCUUUCCUGGUCUAGAAUGGAAUUUUGAGACUCCAGCCUUGGAGCAUCUCCCGAAGGCUGUCUCUGGGGGCUCAGAGCUAAUCUGAUUCCCCCUUGAAUCACACUUCCCAGGUGAGGCAUCUCUGCCCUGUGGGCAGCCUAUGGGCAGGCUUUCCUCCCCAAAUCAGACACUUUCUCCUGGCAGGGAAGCCAAGGUGUGAGGAAGGAAAAUGACUCACCCAACACCACACACUCCUAGUCAGGGACAAAGACCUGAGCCCGGCUCUGCCUGGCUGACUCCAUUUCUUCUCUGAGGAUUUGAUAGCCUGCUUGAUUGGUCAUUUCCCAGGCAUGUGAAGUGUUUCACAUGCAUCUUCUCAUUUAUUCUUCACAGAAACCCCAGAGUUAGGUCCUUAUACAUAUGAGGAAUCAGAGGCUCAGAGAGGUGGAGUAACCGGCCCAAGGGGACCCAGUUAGAUGCUGGCAGACUGGAUUUGAACCUCAGUUUCCUUGGCUCAGAAGAGGAUGUAGAGUUAGUGGGUUUGGGGUUUUAGCCAUAAAUACUGGUUCUUCAGUGGAUCUGUGUGAACAUCUUGAUAGUCUUUCUGAAGCUUUGCAUGGCAAACAGGCAAAGAAAAUGCGCUUGAUUUCCAGUCUCCACCUCCCCCUGGUUCCCGUCACACACGCCCUGAAGUCUGCUGGGCAAGUGUAGGGAGGAGCCUGGCAGCGGAAGCCCUUCUGGGCCCAGUGUCUACUUCAGCUAGUUCUCUUCCAAGCCACUUCUCCGCCAGGGUGUAAUACACAGAUGCAUGUCCUCUGGCCUGGCCAGUUCCUGAACUUUAGGCUGCUUGGACUCACACUUCAUCAGAGGACAGGCUGUUCCUCCCUGGUUGGGUCUUGAGAUGAGGCAGUUCUGAACUGAUCCAAGCUGGAGCCUCGAUUGCUUCAGAGGGCCUGAACUUACAGGGACUGUGAGCAGAGAGGGAGGUUCAAAAAUAGACUCGUGUUCCCACUGUCCUCCCAGGGCCACGGAUGUGCCCUGGUAUGGGAUGCCAUGGUAUGGGAUUCAUCAUGUCACAGAGGCCCUUGUCCGUGACUGAGGCCCCCUGGACAGUACCCUUCCGGGACAUCAGGGUUGGCCAGGUCAGGCAAGGGCCCAGGAAAUCUUGUUGCCAUUGGAAAAGCUGACACUUGUCAAAGCCCACCCUCUUCCUCCUGGCUGUCAUAACAUGCAACAUGCAAACACUGCUCACGCAAACACUAAGUGAAACCUUCAGUCUUGUCCUGGAGGCUUCUCACAGCAACAACAACCCCCCUCCCAACCCCCCCCCCCCCCCC